Molecule: messenger RNA, 996 nt
Organism: Fonsecaea multimorphosa CBS 102226
Lineage: Eukaryota; Fungi; Ascomycota; Eurotiomycetes; Chaetothyriales; Herpotrichiellaceae
Exons: 3
Coding region: 1-996 (331 amino acids)
Biological process (GO): ubiquitin-dependent protein catabolic process; protein deubiquitination
Cellular component (GO): cytoplasm
Molecular function (GO): cysteine-type deubiquitinase activity
Source: RefSeq, a predicted model, not a curated record
AUGGCUGAAGAUGCAGCCAGUGGUGGUUGGAGCACCAUCGAGUCCGACGAGGGCGUCUUCACCUCUCUGAUCGAACAGCUGGGGGUCAAGGAUGUGCAGGUUGAAGAACUAUUCUCACUCAACGCAGAUUGGAUCCGAGCUUUGAGUCCUGUAUACGGGGUCAUCUUCCUCUUCAAAUGGAUCGGCCAUGGAUCGGAAAAUAAAGGGGCGCCUCAAGAUGGCUCGUACGAUCGGGCCGCAGUCGAGGACGAGGGACUCUUCUUCGCCGCCCAGACGAUACAGAACGCCUGUGGCACGCAGGCGGUCCUCUCGGUGGUUUUGAACAAUGACCAGUCUGUUGAUGCCUCUUCGUCAGGCGCAGAUGCGUCGGGAGCAAGACUUGACAUUGGGCCUGCGCUACAAGAGUUUAAAGACUUCACGACGGGCUUUGACGCAGCGCUACGGGGAGAGUCGCUCUCAAACUCGGAAAUGAUACGGACUGUCCACAACAGCUUCGCGAAAUCUAGUCCCUUUGUUGACGAGACUCUGCACGACCCCCGCGCGGCGACGUCGGAGGACGUGUUUCACUUCAUCGCUUACACAUGCUAUCAUGGCAAAUUGUACGAACUCGACGGGCUCCAGCCCUAUCCUAUCUCUCACGGUGACUGCACCCCCGACGAAUUCCCGGACAAGAUAAUGACUGUAUUGCAACGGAGGAUUUCAAGAUAUCCCGAAGACGAGAUCCGGUUCAACCUCAUGGUCGUGUGUCAGGACCAGAGGAUCAAGUGGCAGCAACUCCAGGACCCCGGCAUGCUUGCAGAGGAGGAACGAAAGCGCGAAAAGUGGGACUUUGAAAAUACGCUCCGGCGACACAACUUUGUUGGAUUCACGGAAGAAGUGCUCAAGACGGUGGUCAAGAUGAAGAUUCAAGAUGGCUCCUAUGAUGCCUGGAUAGAGCAGGGCAAACAGGCGACUGAGAAGAGAGUGAGGGAGAAAAUGGGCAAGGCUGGUGCCUGA